AUGGCGUCUGUGGAGCGGCUGGCCGAUCGGGUUCUGCUCCAUGCGAGGUCAACUAUAGGCUGGCAUGCCGCACCUCGAACGGAAGUCCCCACUCCGGCUCCACAGCAGAUUGCAGUGCAACAAAGUGGAGUUGACAGGCUCAUCUCGAGGGUCUUAGCCCAUGCCUCCCGGUCCCGGGGAAGUGAAGCAGCUCCGAUCACCCAGGAGGCAGCGGAGUUGGGAAACACUGGCGGGCAGAGUGCUUCUCUCUUGUCUUCGCCAUUUCUUUCCAGCUUGGACAUCUCAGGAGUUGCUGGUGGCGAUGCGAGCGCUGUGUCGCCCAUCGCCUUUCGACCAGAGCUGAACAGCAGCCAGGUGUGUCACAUGGACUCAGGCUUAAGCGACAGAUGCAGAAAUCACGUGGAGAGGAAUCACUGGAGUUUGUUAUUCAUGGUGGAUGCAGAUCCACCACAGCGGGUCAACCGCGCCAAGUUCAAGCUGCCGGACAGCCGGAAGAAGGAUGUCACAAAGCCGCAGGAGAAUCGCAGCAAACCCAUUUGCGCAACCAGCCCACCAGCCACACCAAGCACCAGCCCCAGCUCGGCACCUGAAGGUGGCUCCCAAUCAACUGCGCCGCUACCGGUAGUGACGCCUCUUCGCAACCGAGCAGCUGCACCAAUGUCAGAGCCACAGGCAGGUGUCCCUGGUGUUUUGACUGGGAAGUUGAUUUGCUUUGCUACAGAUUUGCAUUCCGUACUUCAAGCAGAAGCGGAACGCAGAGUAGAAGCUGCUGGAGGAAAGAUAGGACCAUCUGUUGGCCAACGAACUUCAUACCUAGUGCUGGGAGGAAAGAUGCCAGAUGGAAGGCCUGCAGAAGAAUCAGCGAAGUACCAGAGGUUCUUGCAGUUGCGCAAGCUCGGCAAGGCCACGGCCGAAGUCCUUACGGAGGCUGACUUCCUGAAGAUGUUGCCAGCCACUGGAAGUAUCAGUGCGGCCAGCAGUGCCAAGCAGCCUCCCAAAACCGCAGUAGACCCAGCUCCUGCUUCACCUGAGGAGAAGCCACAAACACCCUUCAACUGGGUAGAUAUUUUUGCUCCAUUCCAAUUGAACCAGCUCAUAGGCAAUGGUUCUACCACUCAGCGCCUGGCUGAUUGGCUUCGUGACUGGGAAGAUGUGGUUUUGCGGGGGCGCAAGAAGACGGCUUCACCCUCGCGGCCCGGGAACUUUGAGAAUAUCAACGUCGGGUCCACAGAGCGUGCAGGCAAGGGCAGCCCUGGCCAUGGCCUCAGGCUGCGUCCCUGCCACCAGCACCAAUUUUUCGCAACCGAGGUCAGUGGCCCUCCUGGGAUUGGCAAAACCACCACCUGCCGCCUGGUUGCUCAACUGCAUGGCGGCUACGAGGUCUUGGAAUACAAUGCAUCUGAUGCGCGGGGGCAAAAGGUGAUCCAGGAGAUGGCAGAAGGCAUUGCUCAGAACUCCACCAUUUCCUUUUCAGGACAAGAACAUGGAAAGAGGAAAGCUGUGAUCAUCAUGGAUGAAGUGGACGGCAUGGGUGCUGGUGACAAAGGUGGCAAUGCAGCUCUCAUCAAAAUGAUCAAGAUGACCCGGAACCCAAUCAUUUGCAUUUGCAACGAUCAGCACGGGCAGAAGGUCCGAAGCCUGGCUUCCCAUUGCUAUGACCUGAAGUUUUCCAGACCCUCGAAGAAAGAGGUGGCCCUGAGAUGUGCGGAGAUCGCCAGGCGACAAGGUUUAAACAUCGACAUGGCUUCCUUGGAGGCUUUGGCGGAAUCCUGUGGCAGCGAUGUGCGGGUGGUCUUGAACCAGAUGCAGAUGAUGACAAAAGGCCAUAAAUUUGGAGGCAAAGAUCAAGAAGUCAUGCUGACUCCAUUUGAAGCGUGCCGUAAGUUGCUGAAUGCCUCAGAGGCCCUGCGCCACACCUUCGAAGAUCGGCAAAACAUGUUUUUUGUGGACUACUCCAUGGUCGGACUGUUGGUACACGAGAAUUAUCUUCGAGCAGUUGAGAGGAAACCAGCAAGUCUGGAGGUCUUGAAUCGCUGCGCUUACUCUGCUGACCUGAUGACGGUGGGCGACAUCUUUCAGCAGCGAAUGCAUACUGAGCAGGAGUGGAGUUUGCUGCCAGACUGUGCAGUAGUCUCCUGCGCUUAUCCAGCCUAUGUGACCAACGGGAUUCUGGGCUAUCCCGGGUUUCCAGCCGCCCUUGGCAAAGUGUCAUCUCUCUCCAAGUCCAGGCGACUUCUGAUGGAAUUGCAGUUCAACCAGCGACGCAGACGCACUUGCGGCUAUCCUCAACGGUAA
Messenger RNA from Cladocopium goreaui, 2295 nucleotides. Lineage: Eukaryota; Dinophyceae; Suessiales; Symbiodiniaceae. The record is from the annotation of a GenBank genome assembly.